AGCGGGACAACACCGAGUCACCCUGGCACGACAGGCGCCGAGUCGAUCUGGCAUGACCGCUGGCACUGCGGUCAGAACAUUUUGGAUCGUCUGGCUGGACAGCGGGGGAUCGGGUCACCAGGCAUCAGCGGGCAUCGGGUCACCAGGCAUCAAGUCAUUUGGCUCGACAGCGAGGCACCGCGUCAUCUGGCAAGGCAGUGGGCUCCGAGUCAACAGGCACGACAGUGGGCACCGGUGGUCAUCAGGCAUUGGAUUGUCUGGGCUCGACAGCGGGCAUCGGGUCACCAGGUACGACAGCGGGCACGGGUCACCAGAGUCAUUUGGCUCGAAUAGCGGGCACCGGGUCAUCAGGCAAUGGCAGGAUGGGCUCCGA
Molecule: messenger RNA, 373 nt
Organism: Staurois parvus
Lineage: Eukaryota; Metazoa; Chordata; Amphibia; Anura; Ranidae
Source: the annotation of a GenBank genome assembly